GCCGAGAUAGUGACCUUAGGAGGAGGGACAGCCUGGGGAGGUGCUCCUGGUUGCCUUGCGGAGUAGAAGCCUUUGGCCAGAGUAUUGCUACAUUUUCACAAAUUGUAGGGCCACGUGACUUGUGGAGGACCGUGGGCACCCUUUCCUAAACCAGAGACACAUUUCAAUAGACCCUCUCUGGCUCACUGGGGAGGGGAGGUGGAGGACAGAGGCAGAAUCGGGGAGCCUCCUUGGAACCCAGCAGAGGUUGGUUAUUUUGUGAUACAGUCAUGGUGGGUAAAUCCGUUACCAGCCAAGUAUCUUCUGAAUGUCAAAUCCUGUUUAAUUUCACUUUCGCUUUGCUGAUCUGUAGCCUGUCUCAUACUGAGUGUCAAAGAGACACUGAGUGUCAAAGAAGGAAGUAAACAUCUUUGGCCAGAUUUAAUUUCUGACUGUGUUGGGAAGGGAAGUAACAUGAUGGGUGCAAGAUACACAGAAUGGAACAUCGGGGCUUGGACUCACGUUCCUCAUCUGUGAAGCCAGGGCAUUGCCUGAGUGGUCCAUAGGGUCCUUUCUGGCUCUAACAUUCUACACUUUUAGGAUUUUAAUUCCUGAUUGACAUUUGGCUAAGCAGAAGACACCCGAUUAGAGACCACCUAUUACCAUCUCUCUCUCUCUAGGGACGACCGGAGUGAGCACUGGCCUGGGAGUCUGAAGACUGUGCCUUCAGACCUACUUCGUCACUUACUAGCUGGCGACUUUGGUCAAUCAUCUAGUUUUUCCGGGCCUUAUGUUCCUUAUAUGUGACUACUAAGAGGCUACUAGAUUAGAGGAUUACAGAUCCUUCUGACUCUUAAUUUCCAGUGGUCAGAUUAAAAAUUAGUUUGCUAAUAAUGGCUAUGUUAAAGAGCUCUGACCUUGGAGUCAGUUUAUGGCUCCACAUCCAAGCUCAGCCACUCACUAGUUUUGCUUUUCACCCAACCCCUCUAUGCCGUGGUUUCCUUUUCUGUUAAAUGGGGAUAUCUGCUCUGUUUACCUCAGAGGGUUCUGUGAAGAUUAAAUGUGUGUGGGAGGACUUUUUAAACUUUAAAGUGCUAUAUACAUUUUAAGAGGUAUUACUUACUGCUUCCAUUGUUGGUCAGCUGAGAUAAAUCUUCGGUUUUUCCUGGAGCCUGGCUCUGGAGUGAAGAAGGUAGCUUGGCAGUUGACUUUGAGUCUUCCCGUUUUGCUGGGCAUUGGCAGUUCGGGGGGCAGAGCAGCCUUGGCAUGCCGUGGGGUGGAUUGUGUGUUUAUAGAAAAGUCUGGGACGUAAGCGAGGAAACGGGCCACAGCUCAGCAGAAGGGAGGCCGGUGGCGAGGAUGGAAUGGUGGAGAGGCAGGCUCAGGUGUGGCCUGCCAGGAGCUGCCUUCCCCACUUUUUUGGGGGGUAGCGUGGGGAAGAAGAAAAGAGCAAAUUGUUUAAAAAUACACGUGUAUAGAAAAUAGUAAAACUGUAAGGUUAUCUGUGUAUUGUUGGAUUCUGGGAAAUUCAUGUUUUCUCUAUUCUCUGUAUUUUCCAAAUUUUCUAUAAUGAAUAUGUAUUUCUUAGAAUAAAAUUUUUUUCUUUAAAAUUUGGAGGAAAUCGCUUUCUACAAAUGUGGGUUCAUCUUUUUCUGCUUAACCUUUUUUUCUCAUUUGAUUAAAGAACUAAUAAAAAAUUGUUUGAAAUUAGGAUAUGUCUUGUCUCCCAAAUCAAUGUUAGAUUUCUGUGCUUUUUACAUGCUUUCAUAGUUUGAAGUAGAUGGAAUGUGGAAAAACAUCUAUUUAAAUUCUUUGAAUUUAUUUUUUAAAAGUUGGAGUUUUAACUGGUUAAAAUUUUUUUGAGCACAUCAAAGUACUAAAAAAUUAGCAUGUACCCUAAAUCUGUUUUAUCACCCGUAUUUCAUUUAAAAAGCAUCUUAAAAAUAGGUUCUUACCAUUGACCUGUAAGCUCCACUUCUAGGAAUCCUAAGAAAUAACUGGAGGGUGGAGUGGUGGCUCAUGGCUGUAAUCUCAGCACUUUGGGAGGCCGAGGUGGGUAUCCACUGAGUACUUAUAAGACCUUUAGCACUUGUUUAGGGAAGCUCCGUAUGAGAAGGCGCCUGCCCAGGAUUAACCAAUGGAAAGCCGUAAUCGGCCCACUGCUGUGGGUAAGGGCCAGUGGGGAGUGGCAUCUCAAAUGCCAUUGGUGGUCAAGGCUGAGGAGGAUGAAGGCUAAUUAGGGAGAAAGGAUCUUCUCCACAUGGAGACGGUUCUUGAGCUGGCCUUGAAGAUGGGGAGGAGGCGGCUGAACCAAGGAAAAGGAACAACAGCCCGACUAAGGAGAUGGAGGUGGCAGAGAGCUGGGUGUGCUCCCGAGCUUGAUUGAAGUGAAGGCUUCAUCGUAGUGAGUGCGUUGGUGAAGUAAGCCCAGGACCAGAUCAUGGAGAACAUUAAAGGCUGAACAAAGGAGUAGAGAGCUGUUGUCAGAAGAAAUAAGAUCUAAUGCCAAGACCCUUUCAUUCUCAGCAGAUGAGCCAGAACUCUCUCUUUCACAGCUCAGCUGACAGACUCACCUGGAACUGCACCUGUCCUUUCUGCUACCUCAAUGAAAGCAUCCAUGGGUGAACCUCUGUGCUUUCCACUGUGUGUAUGAAAAUGCCUUCCAGUUUUGACCAUUUUAAACCAUUUUUAGUAUACAAUCCACUGGCAUUGUAUUAUGUGGAACUUCACUCACAAUGUUAUACAACCAUCACCACUAUCUAUUUCAAAAAUUUCUUACCACUCCAAACACACUCUGUGCCCAUUAAGCAGUAACUUCCUAUUCCCCACUCCCCCGACCCUGGGUAACCUCUCAGCUACUUCCUGUCUCUAUGCAUUUGCCUCCUUUACAUGUGUCAUGUAAGUGGAUCAUAUGGUAUUUGUCCUUUUGUGUCUGGCUAACUUCAUGUAGCUUAAUGUUCUCAAGGUUCAUCCAUGUUGUAGGAUGUGUUAGAACUUUACUAUUUUUAUAUCUCAAUAAAAUAUUACAUUGUAUGGGCAUACCACUAAAACAUCCUUUUUAAAUGAAAUGGCCAUAAUAGAGGGUAGCCUUUCUUUGUUUUUUAAUGAUCUCAUUUGAAAACUUAAAAGUUGUCAAUCUUAUUUCAGUGUUCCAGAAUUUUUUUGAGUCUUUACAUUUCAAUCAAAGCAAAGUCAGGGGACCCACAUUGUAGUGCAUGUUGCAUCCUUUGCAAUGUUCUGGUUCCUUCUGGCACCAUCACAAAUGGUUUGUAACAUGGAUUCAGUUAGGCUCAAAGGAUGCUCGCUGACAGCUGUCUUUUCUCCUUAUUCAUAUCUCUGGAUAACAUGGAAUUUUCCAUCAUGAGAAGUACCUUUCCAUUAUUUCUUUUAAUUGUAGAGCCUUGCACAGAAGUGAAAGGAUGCUUUUCUAAUGUGAUGCAAUGGCAAGGCAGAGAUGGGGAGAAAAGUACUUUACAACCAAAUAAGCAGUGGAAUGUGAGAAGCAGUGAGAACAGGGGCCAGUUAGAUUGGCUAAGUAGUGAACAGUUGGUCCCCAAAGAAUACUCUGCUCCACAGUGCUCCUAGCCAGCAGGCCUGGACUCUGGUGUGUUUCUUUAUGAGGCCAGGGCUCUCAUUAAUAAAAGCAAGAUCAAAAUAGAAAGUUGGCAGUAUUCCAACUCUGUGAAUAUAAAAAUGGAGGGUCAGACAGGUGAUAAAUCUUUAGUCAUCUAGGUCUACUUGGAAAAUGACUACUAGCUUUUUGUAUUUUUCACAAUUUUCCUAAGGCGGGUCCUAAAUCUCCUCUCCUCACUACCAGGAGUCCUUGUCCUUACCCUCUCUCUGGAGGCUGGGAUGAAUGAGGACUUAAAAGCUGUAUCUAUUUAACAGAGUGCAAAUAUGCAGUGUGGUAUGUGCUUGUCCUCACUCACUGGAGAGGCUGUAUGAGGAAAGACUGCCCAGCUAUACAGGAGAUUCACCACAACCACAUUCCUGGAGCUGUCGGAACAAUGGAAGAAGACCCUGCUGAAUUGGGCAAUCCGAUAUUGCAGUGUUCUAGGUACUUGGGAAUCAUCAGUGAACAAAACAAAGAUCCUGCCCUUGUGGACCUUAUGUGCCAGAGACAAUUGCAGCAUGACUUUCCCAGGGCCCUGAUUUUCAGCACGGAUGAUUUUUUCUUCAGGGAAGAUGGUGCCUAUGAGUUCAAUCCUGACUUCCUGGAGGAAGCUCAUGAAUGGAACCAAAAAAGAGCAAGAAAAGCAAUGAGGAAUGGCAUAUCCCCCAUUAUUAUUGAUAAUACCAACCUCCACGCCUGGGAAAUGAAGCCCUAUGCAGUCAUGGCACUUGAAAAUAACUAUGAAGUUAUAUUCCGAGAACCUGACACUCGCUGGAAAUUCAACGUUCAAGAGUUAGCAAGAAGAAACAUUCAUGGUGUCUCAAGAGAAAAAAUCCACCGAAUGAAAGAACGGUAUGAACACGAUGUUACCUUUCACAGUGUGCUUCAUGCAGAAAAACCAAGCAGAAUGAACAGAAGCCAGGACAGGAAUAAUGCACUGCCUUCCAACAAUGCCAGAUACUGGAAUUCCUACACAGAGUUUCCAAACCGGAGGGCCCACGGCGGAUUUACAAAUGAGAGCUCCUAUAACAGAAGGGGCGGUUGUCACCAUGGAUAUUAGAGGCCUAUCUUACAGCCAUGCAGAAUUUUCCGAAGUCAGUUUCUACUUCAAUUUUUGUUAUUCUUUGUUGCAUUUUAGUCAGAGCUCCAAUUCCAGUGUUAAAUAGCUGAACUCAAACGUUUCUGAGCAAAGUCAUUAUAUUCAUUAUCUUCACCAAAAUUUGUUAAAGUGCUUCUAUAUGCAUGGUCUGAUGCUGGGAAUUCUGCAGAUUUGAGUCAACAGGCUCUUUCUCUAGGGUAAGAAUUUGAAACCAAAACUUGAGAACACACCCAAGAACAUAAUUAUUUACAUAGGUUCAUAGAUGAAAUAAAGCGUUUAUAUUAUAUAUAAGCUUCAGUACCAUUUUCUCUGAAGUGAUCUAUUUAUUUUUUCAGGAAAUUCAUCUCCAUCAGGAAAGUUGGGAAGGUGGAGAAAAGUGGUGGGGGGGCAGGAAAAGUUUUAGCACCAUUGCUAUUUUGAUAAUCUAUGUAUCUAAAAAUGUGAGAUGUGCGACUCUAUGAUACUGAUUUUCCUUUAAUGUUAAUAUGCCAGAAAGUAUACAUCUGGGAACAACGUCCUUCAAAGUAGACACUUUGGGAAGUUAUUCCUUUAUUUUAAUGAUGUAUCAUUGUUAAAAAUACUGUCAAAUCCGUAAUAGCUAUAGGAGCUACUGAGGGAAAUCAGUAUCAUUAUUUAAAGUCACACCUUGUGUUUUUACUACUUUAUUCAGGAGGAUUAAACCUGAAUAACUUUUGGCUGUUGUGCUAAUAGUGUAAAUAAAAUAAGCCUGCCUUCAUAAAACACUAACUUUUAAAAGGAAUAGCUAAAUGACUUCUAAAAUUAUGCCUAUUAACAUGUGUAAUUAGUUGGCAGCUCAAAUGUUUGGGAGUGCAAGAAAUUAGGCACCCCAGGAUAUAGGUCAUACAGGGAUAUAUAAAAGCCAUGCUCAUUACAAAAUGAGCAGUUGAUGUUUUAUGUGGCAUUAAGACAAUCAAGUCCUCAUAACUCUGGAAUGUCUUCUUAUACUGAUGCUGAAUUUAUGAAUCCAAAUCAAUUUCCGACAGGUUGGAAUCAGAUUUAGCGUGAGAUCACGAUAGACAAGACCACAGAGGACGUAUGCUCUACUUCUUGUUGGCCAACAGCUUCUUUCUAAUGUUCUGUGAAAAAUUAUUUUAAGUGUCCUAUAUAAUGGUGCUUUUUAUGGUUAUUAAAAAUUGUAAAUGGUAUCACAUUUAUAUGGAUUUGUCAUUGGAUCUUUUUUUGAUUCAACAAUAAAAAAAUUUAAUUACCUAAAUGCCAAGAAACUCAACAAUAUACCAGUUUUUCUGUAUCACAGGCUUAUUUACCGGUCUUUUUUUUAAUAAAUAGGGAUCAUAAAGGUAAUGACAAAAGCAACCUUAUAAUUUAGUUGCUUAUAUAUUUGAUCUGUGUACAUGAGACUGUUUUAACAUUAUCUGACACUACUGAAACCUGCUCAACAUCUCCCUGACUACCAGCAACACGUAUGUAAUGUUUUCUUCAUUAACAUUUUAAAAACUGGUAUCUCCUUUAAGUUUGGCUGACAAUAGUAAAUAACAAUGAAUCUAAGGUGUUAUCAGUUUUGCUAAAUUCUGUAUCUCCAAGCAUAACAUACAAUAAUCUCCUAAUGAUCCACUUAACAAUGCUCCCAUCUUCCAGGCCCAGGUGGUCCUGGGUAUCUUGGUUGAUAGGGUGGUGGCACAACCAGCUCAAUAUGGAUGGCUUGACUCAUCUGGGCUAGUAGAGGGGAGAAAUGUCAGAGAGCCCAAAGUGGAAAUUACCCUCCUUUGAUUUCACAGGAGCGGUUCAAAGGACCAGAUUCAAGCCCUCCUGACUUGGCUGGCUCCCUGCUUCAGGGUUUUGGGCUCACCUGGGCUAAGUGAGUGACCACUAGGGUUAUAUAACUUUUAUAGAGCUCUAAAGAAUAGUUUCCUGGCCUAUUUAAUGUCUCUUCUUCCCCUAGCUGACCCCUGAAAUAGUUGGUCUGUAAACCAUAAAAAUUGAUCAGUGCCAUCAACGUUAUCCCCUAUAGAAGUGAUCUGUUUUUCCUUUCAACUCCCAUGGCUCCUGAUUUGUAUAACUCUUUGAACACCCAGUAUUGACUUGUAUUGUGUUCACUGUCUGCAUCAUUCAUAAAGCUGGCAAAUGCUCUUUAUGUGCAAUAGGAUCUCAUUAAAUGAUUGCUGAAUAAAUAACACAGAUUUUUACCAUUA
Molecule: messenger RNA, 6862 nt
Organism: Macaca mulatta (Rhesus monkey)
Lineage: Eukaryota; Metazoa; Chordata; Mammalia; Primates; Cercopithecidae
Source: RefSeq, a predicted model, not a curated record